AUUCUUCAUCAACUAGUUUCUCAUCAUCAAUAUUACAAAACAAAAGCUGUCAAGAGGAGCAUAAUGGCUUAUCAUAUGAUGAGCUUCCAAAGUCACAUAUCUUUGUUAAUAGUUCUUUUUGGUUUUCUUGGCUUGAUCUCUUUUCCUGUUGAAGCAGCAAUAAAGAAAUACCAAUUUGAUAUUCAAAUGAAGAAUGUGAGUAGGCUAUGCCAUGCAAAACCAAUUGUAACAGUAAAUGGGAGGUAUCCAGGGCCAACAAUUUAUGCUACAGAAGGAGAUAGAGUACAAAUCAAUGUCACCAACCAUGUAAAAUAUAACAUAUCAAUUCACUGGCAUGGACUUAAACAGUAUCGCAAUGGUUGGGCUGAUGGACCAGCUUAUAUUACUCAAUGUCCAAUUCAAACUGGUGGAAGCUACACAUAUGACUUCAAUGUGACAGGACAAAGAGGAACUUUGUGGUGGCAUGCUCAUAUUCUUUGGUUAAGGGCUACUGUUUAUGGUGCAAUUGUUAUCAUGCCUAAACCAGGAACCCCUUUUCCUUUUCCACAACCAGCUAGAGAAUUUGAAAUUGUGCUAGGAGAAUGGUGGCACAAAGAUGUGGAAGAGAUAGUAAACCAAGGGAACCAAAUGGGGUUGCCACCAAAUAUGUCGGAUGCACAUACGAUCAAUGGGAAGCCAGGACCACUCUUUCCUUGUUCCGAGAAACAUACAUAUGCAAUGGAGGUUGAGAAGGGCAAGACAUAUCUGCUAAGAAUCAUCAAUGCAGCCCUUAAUGAUGAGCUUUUCUUUUCCCUUGCUGGUCACAACAUGACAGUAGUUGAAGUUGAUGCAGUUUACACAAAACCAUUCACAACACAAUCCAUUCUAAUUGGUCCUGGUCAAACCACAAAUGUUCUAGUCAAAGCAAACAAAAUUCCAAGCAGAUACUUCAUUGCUACAAGAACUUUCAUGGAUGCACCACUCUCAGUUGAUAACAAAACCGCUACGGCUAUAUUCCAAUACAAAGGAAUUCCAAACACUAUCAUCCCUUCAUUUCCUACAACACUUCCUAAUGCAAAUGACACAAACUUUGCUUUGAAUUAUAGCAAAAAAAUAAGAAGUUUAAACUCUGCUAAAUACCCUGCUAAUGUUCCUCUCAAAGUUGAUAGAAACCUCUUUUACACUAUUGGUUUAGGCGUGAACUCUUGUCCUACAUGCAUCAAUGGAACACGUUUAGUUGCAUCCCUUAACAAUGUAACUUUUGUCAUGCCGAAAACCGCGCUUCUUCAAGCUCAUCACUUUGAUAUCAAGGGUGUUUUUAGAACUGAUUUUCCAGAUAAGCCUUUGGCUCCUUUUAACUAUACUGGCGCACCGUUGACCGCCAAUCUCGGUACUAAGACGGGAACAAGAGUUAGCAAGAUCGCCUUUAAUUCUACGGUUGAGCUGGUUUUGCAAGAUACUAAUCUUCUCACAGUUGAAUCACAUCCAUUUCAUCUUCAUGGUUAUAACUUUUUUGUUGUUGGAACUGGAAUUGGCAAUUUUGAUCCAGCUAAAGACCCUGCUAAAUAUAAUUUGGUUGAUCCUAUGGAGAGGAACACCGUUGGCGUUCCAACUGGUGGUUGGACCGCAAUUCGAUUCACGGCUAAUAAUCCAGGUGUAUGGUUCAUGCAUUGUCAUUUAGAGUUGCAUACUGGUUGGGGAUUGAAAACGGCUUUCGUUGUGGAAGACGGGCCAGGAAAAGAUCAAUCAGUUCUACCACCACCAAAGGACCUUCCAAAAUGCUAGGCAAGUUUAACAAAAAAAGAAUUUGCUAGGCAUGGAAGAAAUUGUCAAGAGUUUCAGAUUGUAUGGAACAGUACUAUUCAAUGUGUAAUAAUUAACUUUUAUUGUCUGCUACUAUUUCCUGCAAAAAUUGCAGUUAUUCUUUAGUUUCAAGAUUGAAUGUGAGAAACAAUGCAAGCAAAAGAUUUGCACAAUGUAUAAAAUUGUGUUGAUUGAUUGUUAUAUUUAUCUUUCUUCGAUA
Molecule: messenger RNA, 2002 nt
Organism: Medicago truncatula (barrel medic)
Lineage: Eukaryota; Viridiplantae; Streptophyta; Magnoliopsida; Fabales; Fabaceae
Product: laccase-11
Exons: 6
Coding region: 64-1764 (566 amino acids)
Biological process (GO): lignin catabolic process
Cellular component (GO): apoplast
Molecular function (GO): copper ion binding; hydroquinone:oxygen oxidoreductase activity
Source: RefSeq, a predicted model, not a curated record